Messenger RNA from Dimorphilus gyrociliatus, 2131 nucleotides. NCBI's taxonomy places the organism in Eukaryota, Metazoa, Annelida, Polychaeta, Dinophilidae. The record is from the annotation of a GenBank genome assembly.
ACUCUAAAAUUUUAGAACCAGUUUAUACCAUCAUAGACGUUGAAUAGACCCAUUUUGAACCCAGAAAAGGCCUCUUAGCAUAGCUGUUAACUACUAAAAGUUAAUAAAAGGUAAGCAAGUGACCAUAUAACCUACGAGUAUUUAUUUGGUAGUGGAAAGCGAAUCAAAUGAUUAUACGACAACUUCACUCAAAUUUUCUACUGUUAUAUGUGAAAAACUAAAAAUGUCCCUAACUUUUACUAUUAAAAUGAAAGCCUAGAGACAUAAAGACCUAAAAUAUCUCUUUUCUAUAAAAUAUAUCUUUCAAAAGAUAUAUUUAUAAGUGUAUAUUAUUAGUUUGAGAUAAAAAAAAACAAUCAUCAACAACUCCGCAUGGCCAUUGUUACAACACAUAUCGUCCAGUAAAAUUUUAAAUUUCAAAUAUCUGAUACAAAUAGCCUGAAUAGAACCAAAUGCUAAAAUUAAUUUAUCAAACUAUAUGAAGAGAAGCGGUUGUAAGCUUCACGUUCAUCAAAGGCUAGUACUGGAAAAAAAGGUAUUUUUUACCCGAAUAUCCGGUCUCGUUUUCAACUACUUCUUCAGUAAUAGGUAAUUUAGCCCAAGUAAAUAUCUUAUAUUAUGCAUAAUAUAUGAAUUUACAUGUAAAUUCUUGCUAAUAAUAAGUGGCAUUGAGUAAUAAAAAUUAAAUAGUUUGAAUAAAACGCUUGCGUAAUAUACCAAUAUUGUAAAACAUUCUCCCGCCAAAAGCGUGGUGGCUAAUUCAUUUCGUCAACUACAGAAAAUGGACAAGACUGAGAAUGGAACUAUGGAUGGAAGUUCUAUACAGGACAAAUCUUGCAGUCUUUCAAAAAGCAAUAUUUGCUUAUCUCGUGUCGUCGUUCAAAAAGAAGUUAACCUACUCUCAUGGGUUGACUUAGUACUAUGUGCUUGUGAAUAUUUACGCAAUAAAGGAAAUCAAACACCAUCUUUUAAUGAUAUUGCAACAACUAUUGAUGAGAACUCCGAAUUUUUAAAUCUAUCGAAGAGUGAUUCCCAAAAAGAACGACUUUUGUUAGCUUUGUCCGAGGCUGUUUGUCGACGUCUCAUUCUGCAGUGUAAAGGAUUUGGAACAAAAGGUCACUUCAAACUUAUUAAAUUUAGAGAAACUGAUAAUAUGAAUCUUACACUUGAAGAAGAUUUUGAAGAAAACUCCAUUAAUGUGUCUACAAAAUCCUCAAAUAAUUUAACUAAGAGUUUAACGACAGACUCUGAAGUUAUAUCUAAAAACUGUAGAUCAAAAGCAAGACGGCAGAGUGCUCAAAAGCGUGUCAUUUCAGAUAGUGAUUCAGAUUCAACUUUAUCAAGCGUUCAACAGAAGAAGGGGCGAAAAUUUUCACCACAAACGUCAAAUAAGUCAGCAUCCAAUUCUCGAAUUUCUACAAGGGCAAAACCAAAGCCAAUGAAGCCAGAAGUACCAAGCGAUGUAUCAUCUGAUGAAAUCAUUGUUUCUAAGUCUCCCAUUAAACAAAUCAAUGGAAAUGCCGAUGAUAAUAACACCACUAAUCAUGUAUCCAGCGUUUCAGAAGAAUCAGAUGGUGCUAAUGAUACUGUUGACAUUGUCAAAUUCAAUGAAUACCAGGGUAGAAUCAUUCAUUCACAACCCAAGUCAAUGGAGGAAAUUUUACCUCUAGCUUUAAUUUUCCAAAGUGAACCAAAAAUAGCCUUGUUACUAGAUAUUGUGAAUUUCAUGAAAAAACGAUAUGGAAUUACAAGUCAAUCAGACAUUGAGAAAGCUCUUGCUCGCUUAGUCAAAGAUGACAAAGCACGAAAGAAAGGAAACAAGUACGAACUGGCUGUUUCAGAAUUUAGCCCCGAAGAAGAUCAAACACUUGAAGGAAAAAUAAUUAAUGCUAUCGUUGCCACUCAUAAACCUUGCAUUGCUGUUCAAGAAGAAAUCAGAAGCUAUAUGAAUGACUUCCAUCCGGACAUUUAUGAUGCUUCCGAUUUUGCUGAGAGUUUGAAACGUGCUUGCAAGAAUGAUAUAAUAAAGAUGACUGAGGACUCUAAAAUAAAGCUAGCAUUUCUAUUUGAACCAACUCCUGAAAUGUUGCGUGGCGAGGAUUCUCUGGAAGCGAAGACUUAUUAUGAAUAG